AAUUCUUUCUUCUUCUUCAUAUACGCCUAGUUAUACCUUAUGUCCCAGCCUCCAACCCCAAUCACACAAACACUUCCACCCAUACCACCACCGCCACAACCACAACCACAACCACAACCCCAACCACAGCCACCCUCACUUCUCCCCACCAACCGCGAAUACCGCAAAGGCAACUGGACAAUCCAAGAAACCCUAACCCUGAUCACCGCCAAGAAACUGGACGACGAGCGCCGCUCCAGACCCUCCGCCCCUUCAACAUCAAAACCCGGUGAGCUCCGUUGGAAAUGGGUGGAAAACUACUGCUGGGCCCAUGGAUGCUUCCGCAGCCAGAACCAAUGCAAUGACAAGUGGGAUAAUCUCCUCCGCGACUAUAAGAAAGUCCGAGAGUAUCAGUCAAGAUCCAACGCUUCUGAUUCCUUCCCUUCCUACUGGACCAUGGAAAGGCAGCAGCGCAAGUUCUAUAAUCUUCCUUCCAAUAUGUCCCUCGAAGUUUUUGAAGCUCUUAAUGAAGUAGUUCAAAGAAGAUACCACAAUACACAACAAAACAUACCUGCUUCACAACAGCAACAGCAACAGCAACAGCAACAGCAAAUUUCAGCUGCUGUUUCUGCUUCUCCAACUCCGGUGACUAUUCGGGAGGCUCCGCCGGAGCUGGUGAUGGAUCUCCCGGAGGUUUCAGAAGGAUCAGAAUCAUCGGCGACAGAAUCAAGCGAUAAACUUGACACUGGCACAAAACGAAGGAAAGUUCGGAACAUAGGUGCAAGCAUCAAGCACAGCGCUUCUAUCUUAGCCCAAACAAUCAGAAACUGCGAAGAGAAUAAAGACAAGCGACAUCAAGAACUGAUGGAGUUCGAACAACGUAGGCUUCAGCUUGAAGAGACAAGAAAUGAAGUGAAUCGUGAAGGAAUGGCCAAUCUUGUUGUGGCUGUUACAAAGCUUUCUAGUGCUAUUCAGUCACUUGUAUCAGACCAAACAUGAGGGGAAAAAAAUCCAUAUUUAUUUAGUUAAGUUGAGAUUAUUUCUGAGACUCACCUGGCCAUUCUUUUGGAUAUAUUUAUAUUGAUUGGCAAACUUAUUUGUAGAUUUGUGAUUCUGAUUAUAUAUACAUUCAGUCAUUCAUGAA
Molecule: messenger RNA, 1123 nt
Organism: Hevea brasiliensis (rubber tree)
Lineage: Eukaryota; Viridiplantae; Streptophyta; Magnoliopsida; Malpighiales; Euphorbiaceae
Product: trihelix transcription factor ASR3
Exons: 2
Coding region: 40-978 (312 amino acids)
Source: RefSeq, a predicted model, not a curated record